AUGGGCAAGGCCCAUGGUGGUGCACCCUUCCUUGCCAUGGGGAAGAUCCGUUACACUUACCUUCCUUACCUUCCUUACCUUCCUUACCUUCCUUUUUCUCCCUUCUAUGCCUUCCCUGCCUUCCCUGCCUUCCCUGCCUACCCUCCCUUCACUCCCUUCCCUCGCUUCCCUGACUCCCUGCCUUCCCUGCCUCCCAUCGCUUCCCUCCCAUCCCGUUCUUCCCUUCCCGCAUCCCCAUUUUCCCUUUCUGCCUUCCCAUUCCCCUUCCCGCCUCCCCAUCUUCCCUCCCUUCUCUCCGUUCCCUCCCUUCUCUCCCUCCUCUCCGUUCCCUCCCUUCCCUCCCUUCUCUCCGCUCCCUCCCUUUCCCUCCCUUCUCUCCCUUCCCCCCCUUCUCUCCCUUCCGGCCCUUCUCUCCCUUCCCUACCUUCUCUCCCUUCCCUCUCUUCCCUCCCUUCCCUCUCCCUUGUCUCCCUUCCCUCCUUUCUCUUCCUUCCCUCCCUUCCCCCCUUCCCUCCGUUCCCUCUGUUCCCUUCUUUCUCUCCCUUCUCUCCCUUCCCUCCCUUCUCUCCCUUCCCUCCCUUCUCUCCCUUUCCUCCCUUCUCUCUCUUCCCUCCCUUCUCUCCCUUCCCUCCCUUCCCUCCCUUCUCUCCCUUCCCUCCCUUCCCUCCCGCCUCCCCAUCUUCUCAACCCCUCUUCCCUUCCCCUCCUUGCAUCCCCAUCUUCCCGCCCUGCAUACCUCUCUCCCCUCCCUGCAUCCCCAUCUCCCCUCCCUGCAUCCUCUGUAAACCUUUCCCUGCUUCUCCUCACUUCUCCCCCGCCCCCUCCUGCCUCUCAUCAUUUUCUCCCCUGCUUCCCCUCAUUUCCCUUCCUCACUGUGCCCUCCGCAGGCCUCCCUGCUAUACUAUUCCCUCUUGUUACCUUCCCUGCCGUCCCCCCUACGAUGGAAGCGAUCUCAAUGUGCUUUUCCUCACAUGCCCUCCAAAGCCUGCUUCUCCUCACUUCUCCAUCUGA
Molecule: messenger RNA, 1011 nt
Organism: Closterium sp. NIES-65
Lineage: Eukaryota; Viridiplantae; Streptophyta; Zygnematophyceae; Desmidiales; Closteriaceae
Source: the annotation of a GenBank genome assembly